AUGUCGGUGAUCACUCGUCCUCUCGGCGGCUCCCGUGUCUCCGCCAUUGGCUACGGCGCCAUGGGCAUCUCUAGCUUCUAUGGACCUGUUCUGGUGGAUGAGCUACGGAUGAAGGCACGGCUUGCACUCAAUGCUGUCUACGAGUCAGGGUGCACACACUGGGACACCGCGGAUGUCUACGGAGACAGCGAAGAGCUUAUCGGCAAAUGGCUCAAGAAGACCGGCAAAAGAAACGACAUUUUCCUGGUCACCAAGUUCGGCAUGACGAUGAACCGCGAGCCAGGCGGUCGAGCUGUGAACGGAGAGCCGUCCUACGCCGCUGCAGCAAUUGAUAGGUCUCUGAAGAGGCUUGGUGUCGACUUCGUCGAUCUGUGGUAUCUUCACCGCGCUGAUCCCAAAGUUCCUAUAGAGAUUACCGUCCGCACGAUGGCGGAGCAAGUGAAGGCUGGCAAGGUCAAACACAUCGGCUUGUCCGAAGUCUCGGCCACGACGCUGCGCCGCGCGCACGCCGUGCACCCGAUCACCGCAGUCCAGGUCGAGUACUCGCCCUUCUCGCUCGACAUCGAGCACAACGGUGUGCUCGCGACCGCGCGCGAGCUCGGCGUCAAGAUCGUCGCGUACUCCCCCGUCGGCCGCGGCCUGCUCACGGGCAAGAUCCGGUCGCCCGACGACCUCGACCCGACCGACAUGCGCCGGCUCCUCCCGCGCUUUGCGCCCGCCAACUUCCCCAAGGUCCUCGCCGUCGUCGACGGCAUCCAGGCGAUCGCGGACGCGCACGGCGCGACGCCCGGCCAGGUCGCCCUCGCCUGGGUCCUCGCCCAGGGCGACGACUUCCUGCCCAUCCCCGGCUCUACCAAGCCCACGAACAUCCACGAGAACAUGGCCACCGCGGCGCUGCAGCUCUCGCGGGAGGAGGUCACCGCGAUUCGCACGCUCGCGGAGGGCGCGGACCUCGGGGAGCGCUACCCCGCCGCGUACGCGCACCUGAUCAACGCGGAGACCCCCGCGCUCGAUGAGGAGUAA
This is a messenger RNA of Epithele typhae, 1023 nucleotides long. Its product is annotated as Aldo/keto reductase. The transcript has 8 exons. NCBI's taxonomy places the organism in Eukaryota, Fungi, Basidiomycota, Agaricomycetes, Polyporales, Epitheliaceae. Gene Ontology annotation, cellular component: cytoplasm. Bases 1 to 1023 code for a protein of 340 amino acids. The record is from RefSeq and is a predicted model, not a curated record.